Molecule: messenger RNA, 3348 nt
Organism: Musa acuminata AAA Group (dessert banana)
Lineage: Eukaryota; Viridiplantae; Streptophyta; Magnoliopsida; Zingiberales; Musaceae
Exons: 10
Coding region: 233-2857 (874 amino acids)
Molecular function (GO): nucleotidyltransferase activity
Source: RefSeq, a predicted model, not a curated record
CUCUUCCGCGCCCCCCCCCCCCCCCCCCGCCCAAUUUCUCCCCCACGGAUCUCUCCUUUCCGCCCGUUUCUUGCGAUCUUUUGUCGCCCCUUCGUUCCCCCACUGAAUCCCGAUCGAGUCAGGGGAGCCCUUCCUCUUGAUUGCAUCGAUCGCUCGAUCCUACCGUGAUUCUUUCGCCGUGGAUUGGGAAGUCCGGGAGCCUUUUGUUCCCGGGGGUCGACUUCUUUCUGGAAUGGGCGAUCUGCAGUCGUGGCCGCCGCUGGCCAACGGCGAUGCGUCGGAGGGUCACCAUUCACCUCGCUCGCGGUGGCACGAGCCUAAUCCGCAUCCCUCCGCGAUCAAGGACGAGAAUUGGCAACGGGCCGAGGAGGCCACUCGAGAGGUUUUGCGGUGCAUUCGCCUCACGGUGGUUUCCGAACAGAGGCGGAAGGCGGUUGUGGAUUACGUGCAGCAGCUGCUCAGAACGCGCAUCAAAACUGAGGUGUUUCCAUUUGGAUCAGUUCCUCUGAAGACAUAUCUUCCUGAUGGGGAUAUUGAUCUGACUACAUUUGGUAUUCCAAAUACAGAAGACACUUUGGCAAGUGAGGUAUGUGCAGUUCUUGGAGAAGAAGAACAGAAUAAGGAUGCUAAAUUUGAAGUGAAGGAUGUACAACUCAUUCGUGCUGAGGUUAAACUUGUCAAAUGCAUUGUGCAGAAUAUUGUGGUUGAUAUAUCAUUCAAUCAGAUUGGUGGGCUUUGUACACUUUGCUUUCUUGAGAAGGUUGAUCGAAAAAUUGGAAAAAAUCAUCUUUUCAAACGCAGUAUAAUGUUGAUCAAAGCAUGGUGUUAUUAUGAAAGCCGCAUUCUAGGUUCUCAUCAUGGUUUGAUUUCUACAUACGCAUUGGAAAUAUUAGUAUUGUAUAUCUUCCAUCUGUACCAUAAUUAUUUGGAUGGCCCUCUAGCGGUUCUCUAUAUGUUUUUGGACUACUACAGCAAAUUUGAUUGGGACAAUUACUGUAUCAGUUUAGAUGGCCCUGUUUCUAUUUCUUCACUACCGAACCUAGUUGUGGAGCCACCAGAAACUAUUGGGAGCUGUUUACUACUCAAUGAGGAAUUUAUUAAAGAGUGCACAGAAAUGUUUUCAGUUCCAUCUAGGGUAUAUGGAAACAACUAUCAGGUAUUUGCCCAGAAGCAUUUAAACAUAGUUGAUCCAUUGAAACAAAACAAUAAUCUUGGACGCAGUGUCAGUAAAGGUAACUUUUAUCGAAUACGUAGUGCAUUUACAUAUGGCGCUCAGAAACUUGGUCGGAUACUUCUAUUACCUCCUGAAAGUAUUGCAGAUGAAGUUAAUUUGUUCUUCAAAAGUACUUUAGAUAGACAUGGAAGUGGAGAAAGGCCUGAUGUACAAGAUGCAGCUUCUAGUUGUCUGGACAGUGGAACUAUUAGGGUCGAAUCUAUGCUAUCAAACUUAAAAGUUGAAGAUGUCAACAAGGAGAUUCAUCUUUCAAGUUCAUCAGCCAAUGACUCUAAUGGACAAUUAUGUGACGAGAUAAAUACAAUCAAGACUUCAGAUAUGGACUGGGAGCACGUAUUGAAAAAGCAACCUGACAGGCAUUCAUCUAGUCUGAAUAAUAAUGCAAAUUGGCUGCAUGACUGUUCUAAAAUCGGUUCCACUGUACCUGCAGAAGAUGUUUCAGGCAAACAUUUGUUUGAUGACCCCAGAGAUCUUGUUUCAACCAGACCAUGUGAUUCAAGAUUGUCAGAUGAAAAUUGUAUGGCUUCGAUACCUGGAAAAGCUUAUCAUGCAUCCCAUUUGUUCUUCCAUGUUGGAAACAUUGCUGAGGAUGAGACUGUUGAUAAUUUGAAUUCGGGGGAUGGUGGAAUGCCACGAGCAUCUUCAGGCAGGCUUACAGCUCCUUGUGAUGAAUUGAAACUCGAAAUCAAUUCAUCCGGUAGUGCAAAAUCAAUGGUUGCUAUCGCUGCUGGUUCUAUUCAUGAAACAUCACCAACAAUUUCAGAAGAUUCAAGCCUUGGGGACUGCUCAAAUGAUGGAACUUUUAAUAAUGCAAGUUCCGGAUUUAGUAAAUCAUCAGGCCUAGCUGGUGAUUAUCGUCUGUACUUUAGCAACCUUCAACAUGCUCAGGAGUUCCAAGAACGCAUAUCAAACCCAUAUCUGGUUCCAAUUUACCAAGCAUCUCCAUCCCAGUAUCAAAGCAAGCACUCCUGGGAAAUGCAAAGCAUGUACUCACAUAUAGGUGCAAAUGGAUUUCUUUCUGCAUCACAUUUUUCUCCAAGUUAUUAUGUGAUCUCACCUGUGAUCUGUAAUGAUUAUGGUCCCAAAGAUACCACAAAAACAAGGGGAACAGGCACAUACCUUCCGGACACGAAUUCUCGUGCAUACAGAGAGAAACAUUCAUCAGGAAGAGGCAAGAAUGAAAUGCUUACAAAUCACCUUUCAAGAAACCGCAAACAUAGUCACAUGGACACACCACAAUAUGGUAGUUUAUCAGAGGAAAGGAAUCACUGGCCAUCCCCAUGGCCACAAACUCCUUCUAUGGGAAAUGGUUAUGAAAGGCCAAUAUCAUUGGACGUCCCUCAGUCUUCACCUCCUGUUUCUACGGCAUUUUCCCAAAGCAAUGGCUAUGCAUAUCCACCAGAGCGCAAACUUGAAUUUGGGUCUCUUGGUCCUGUUACAGUGGAAGUUUCCUCACCAGGACGAGGCAGCAAUUUAAAGUCAGCUAAUGCCACUGGUCAGGGCUCUGGGUCAGCAGUCCCUGCAUCAACAGUUGAGAGGCCUCCUAAAAGUUUGAAAAAUGAAUGGCUAAAUCAGCCAUAUCAGCUCAAAGAUGAUGGUGACUUCCCUCCUCUAGCCAGCUGACUGCUGUGAAUAGCAACAUUUCACUACAUAAAGGAGGGAACAGACAUGGGGAGACUAUCCAACAACAAAUGCUAACAACCAUUUGGAGCAGUUGCUUGAGCAGCAUUGCCGAGGUUUCUGAAGUGAGAAAGCCAUGUAUUUGUUCACUGGGAAAUUGAUUCGACGCAUCAACAUCUUUGUUUUGACGGUAAAACUGCUUCAGGUCCAAUUUUUUUCCCCUUCCACUUUCCACUUUGCUCAACAUGUUCUUCUUCACCAUGAACUUGUAGUUUCCGAUUUGUGUGAACUGCUGCACGCUAGAUGUGUUUCAGUGUGCGUUCAUACAAAAUCCUCAUCUUGUCAGCUGAUCCAAAUAUACAAUUCGUUUGUUACUCAUGAGCAUACCGGAUUUAGUGUAUGGUAGCGAAAACAUUACUUGUACUUGGGACACAUUCAUAUUGAUCGAUACUUGGACUAAUUUAGGCGGAAAUUGCAGCAUUUAAUUUAGUCCA